CGCGCAGAGGAGGCAGAAGGGACACCGGCACACCAUAGUGCAUCUAUUCUUUAUUCCCGUACCGUUAUCGACAGCUGGUUUUAGUGACAGUCGGAUUGGACUGAACACUUUCGGUUGAUAUCCACAUUUAAACUUUGGACUCUCUUGUUUUUCCCUUUUCGGUUUUUGUAUUAGGGACUGGACGUAUAGCCUCCUGUGGGGCCAGGACGCAUUUAUCACGGGGAUGUCUCACCCCGCAUAAAUGCAGUACAAGAGGCUGUUCGCGCUGGUGAUAUCAACGGUUGUGGAUGUACAUUUUACGCUUGGGUCAACAUAUCUGUCCUGAAGCGCCUCCAGUCUGAGUCCAUGAGCGGUGGAGAGUCACUGCAUCCUAAUCAGCCUCAUUGACAUUACAAGCGCACUUUUGCGGAGCACUUUAUUUUUUUCAUACAGUCUAGUUGGAGUUUUUUUCCCUCCACUCAUUGGGAAGGUGCAUGAAGGAUGUAACUCGUCUUUGGUGAUGGUUGUGUUUAGACUGGAUAUAAGAUUACACGUGAAAAGGCUGGGAAAGGCUAUUUCUUUGUGGAAACCGGAUUGUGAUUAUGCCUCCAAUGCGCCUGGGCGUUCAGCAGAAUAUAAAUUAGCUCUACAGCCUCACCGUUUGUUGUAAAAACUCAGGAUAAAGGGAGCCCUGCUACGGAGGAAAGAAAAGAGCAUUCAAAGGAAAAGCCCACAUAAUGACUUUAUACAUUUUUUAUCAUGAAUCGGCAUGUGUGCUCAGUAAUUGAAGGUAGAAAUUGUGAAAUUGCCGAGAAGAUCAACAGGUCGGAGGCGUAAAACGCAUCAGAAACCUAAGACACUCUCACUGAAAGGGAUGCAUCUUUCUGUUUUCCUUUUCCUACUUUUAUGGGCGCAAGCCCUGACAUUGAAAAACUUGAACUACUCAAUACCUGAGGAGAAAAUUCAGGGUGUCAUUGGAAACAUUGCCAAGGAUGCAGAGCUGGAACUGGGAGAGCAGGGGAAAAAAUCCAACUUCAGGGUGUUGGAGAACUCCGCCCCACACCUUAUCGAUGUGGAUCCCGAAAGUGGGCUAUUGUACACUAAACAGAGGAUUGACAGGGAAACACUGUGCAGACAAAACACCAAGUGCCAGCUCUCCAUGGAAGUGUUUGCCAACGACAAGGAGAUCUGCAUGAUUAAAGUUGAGAUACAGGACAUAAAUGACAACGCACCAAGCUUUCCUUCUGAACAGAUCGAUUUUGACAUAUCUGAGAACGCAGCCCCAGGCACACGUUUCCCCCUGGCUGCUGCCUACGACCCUGACACUAAGGAAAAUGGCCUGAAAACAUAUCAGAUCACGCGUGAUGAUUAUAGUAUAUUCUCUUUGGAUGUUAAAUCCAGAGGGGAUGGAACUAAAUUCCCUGAAUUGGUCGUUCAGAGGUCCUUAGAUCGAGAGGAACGUAGUCAUCACACCUUAAUUAUAACUGCCACAGAUGGAGGAGAAUAUCCCAAAUCAGGCACAAUGCAAAUCAAUGUGAAAGUCACUGAUUCCAAUGACAACAGCCCUGUGUUUGAACAGCCCUCAUAUGUAGUGGAGAUACCUGAGAAUUCACCCCCAGGCACGGCACUGAUAGAUUUAAAUGCUACAGAUCCCGAUGAAGGGAUUAAUGGGCAGGUUACUUAUUCUUUUAGCUGUUAUGUCUCAGACAGGAUCAAAGAACUGUUCUCAAUAGACCCCCGAACGGGUGUGGUAAAGAUUCAGGGUAAAAUCGACUUUGAGGAGAACCCAAUUAUAGAGAUUGAUGUUCAGGCAAAGGAUCAAGGCCCCAACCCAAUUCCUGGCCAUUGUAAAGUCACCGUUAAAGUGCUUGACAGGAAUGACAACUGGCCGUCAAUAGGUUUCGUAGCUGUGCGUCAGGGGGCGGUUAGUGAAGCAGCAGCUCCAGAGACAGUGAUCGCACUCGUUAGAGUCACAGACAAAGAUUCAGGCCGCAAUGGGCAGAUCCAGUGUAGGAUUUUGGGGAAUGUUCCUUUCAAGCUGGAGGAGAACUAUGAUAACUUCUACACAGUAGUGACCGACAGACCCCUGGACAGGGAGAUAAAAGAUGAGUAUAACAUCACAAUUGUGGCCAAAGACAAUGGUAACCCACCCCUGAACUCAACAAAGUCUUUCACUGUUAAAAUUCUAGAUGAAAAUGACAAUGCACCCCGCUUCACAAAAAUGGUCUACCUUCUCCAGGUGCCUGAAAACAACAUCCCAGGGGAAUACCUGGGUUCUGUUCUUGCUCAUGACCCAGAUUUGGGCCAAAAUGGUACUGUAUCCUAUUCCCUUCUUCCUUCUAAUGUAAGUGAGGAAUCUAUCACUACAUAUGUUAACAUCAAACCCACUGAUGGUGCAAUUUAUGCCCUGAGGAGUUUCAACUAUGAACAAACCAAGUAUUUUGACUUUAAGGUCCAGGCGAAGGAUUCAGGUAACCCUCACCUGGAGAGCAACACCACUGUCCGUGUCAGUGUGCUGGAUGUUAAUGAUAACAUUCCUGUCAUUGUCCUUCCAUUACUUCAGAAUGACACUGCUGAGAUCCAUGUACCUCGCAAUGUGGGAGUCGGACACAUUAUCACCACCGUGAGAGCGGUGGACAAUGAUUUUGGUGAAAGUGGUCGUCUCACCUACGAGAUCUCAGAUGGCAAUGAGGAACACCUGUUUGAGAUUGACUCGGUGACGGGCGAGGUACGGACAGCCCAGCCAUUGUGGGAGGAGGUGGCACCUGUUGUGGAACUCAUCAUCAAGGUAACUGACCAUGGCAAGCCAUCACUCUCAGCCAUGGCGAAACUUAUCGUCAAAGCCUACUCCGGGCCCUUACCAGAGGGCGAGCCACGCAUCAACGCAGAACACCAUAACUGGGACAUGUCGCUCCCACUAAUAGUAACCCUGAGUAUCAUCUCAAUUAUGCUCCUCGCUGCCAUGAUCAUCAUCGCUGUCAAGUGCAAACGGGAGAACAAGGAGAUCCGCACAUACAACUGUCGCAUCGCUGAGUACACUCACCCGCAACUUGGCAAGGGCAAGAAGAAGAAGAUCAACAAGAAUGACAUCAUGCUAGUGCAGAGCGAAGUGGAGGAGCGGGACACCAUGAACGUGAUGAACGUUGUCAGCAGUCCCUCUCUGGCCACCUCGCCCAUGUACUUCGACUACCAAACUCGUCUGCCCCUCAGCUCUCCAAGGUCAGAGGUCAUGUACCUUAAACCCACCACCAACAACCUCAGUGUUCCUCAAGGGCAUGUUGGCUGUCACACUAGCUUCACGGGACCUGUUACAAACACCACCGAGACGCCAGUGAACAGGAUGUCAAUAAUACAGACAGACAAUUUUCCUGCU
Molecule: messenger RNA, 3352 nt
Organism: Sinocyclocheilus anshuiensis
Lineage: Eukaryota; Metazoa; Chordata; Actinopteri; Cypriniformes; Cyprinidae
Product: protocadherin-17
Exons: 3
Biological process (GO): homophilic cell-cell adhesion
Cellular component (GO): plasma membrane
Molecular function (GO): calcium ion binding
Source: RefSeq, a predicted model, not a curated record